Molecule: messenger RNA, 944 nt
Organism: Lineus longissimus
Lineage: Eukaryota; Metazoa; Nemertea; Pilidiophora; Heteronemertea; Lineidae
Product: U6 snRNA-associated Sm-like protein LSm5
Exons: 5
Coding region: 6-275 (89 amino acids)
Biological process (GO): mRNA splicing, via spliceosome
Cellular component (GO): U6 snRNP; Lsm1-7-Pat1 complex; U4/U6 x U5 tri-snRNP complex
Molecular function (GO): RNA binding
Source: RefSeq, a predicted model, not a curated record
UCAACAUGACUUCCAUGCAGAGCCCGUCACAACUUUUACCACUUGAAUUGGUGGAUAAAUGUAUUGGAUCAAGAAUUCACAUCAUAAUGAAAAAUGACAAAGAAAUUGUUGGAACGUUAUUAGGUUUUGAUGACUUUGUCAAUAUGGUGAUAGAAGAUGUCACAGAAUUUGAAAAUACGCCAGAUGGAAGGCGAGUAACCAAACUAGAUCAAAUUUUAUUGAAUGGAAAUAAUAUCACAAUGCUGGUGCCUGGGGGCGAAGGACCAGAGCAGUAGUAUCCACCUCUACACAACCAUGGAUUUUGCGCAAUAACAAAUGUAUCUUCUCUGAAUGAAGAUUCCUUCUAAUGGGACUGGUCUUGCGGUUGCGUGUAGUAUCGAUGUCGACCACUACUCCACAAGACAACUGUAGAGUUAUUCCAUAGGCUUUGGAGUCACAGAUCUGUUCAUUUUGGAAUACGCAUGAGACAUAAAUUGGAUGUCGGGAUGCAAUUCUUAUAUACAAGUUUCUGAUGUUCAGAUGUUUAGCAGGACUCAUCAAGCAAACUGAUCUGGGUUGGACUUUUAAAGGGGACCUGAGAAGGUAAAUGUUCUGGGGCGGUCAAAAUGUGAAAAGUAGGCUAAAACACUGGUUGUGCUAAAUAUCAAGUGGCGAACAUGGUCUACUGUGAGUUGCAUUUAAAGCCUUUGGUGUAAUUUUGGAUCGUGGUCGAGUGUGGACGGAUUUCAUAAAGAGGAUAGCGCGAUGACCUUCAAAAAAGUUACAAGAUGAUUCCGUUUGUUUUGGAUUUUUUUUCGGUCUGCAUUCAGACUGUGUCCUUUGGUUACAUUUGGUGAACUUAAAAUCAUUGCAUUUUAAAUGUGCUCUCCAUGUACUUUACAUUUACUUCAUUGUUCAUUUUGUAAAAAUUAUUAUUGUCACAAAAAUCCACUAAAAUUGUACAA